AUGUCCGCCAAAUCUAUUUUCGAGGCCGAUGGAAAGGCCAUCCUCAACUACCAUCUCACUCGCGCUCCCGUCAUCAAGCCCACCCCGCUUCCUCGCGCUGCUACUCACAACCCUCCUCCCAAGCUCGCUUCCCUCUAUUUCCCUGAGGAUGCCGACGUCAAUGGAAUCCUCGACCAGGCCGAGGCCACAUACCCUUGGUUGCUCGCCAAAGACGCCAGAUUCGUCGCUAAGCCAGAUCAGUUGAUCAAGCGUCGAGGCAAGAGCGGUCUCCUCGCCCUCAACAAGACCUGGGCCGAGGCUCGUGCUUGGAUUGCAGAACGCGCUGGCAAGGAGCAACAGGUUGAGCACAUCAAGGGUUACCUCCGCCAAUUCUUGGUCGAGCCAUUUGUUCCUCACCCUCAAGAUACCGAAUACUACAUUAACAUCAACUCUGUGCGAGAGGGUGACUGGAUUCUCUUCACUCACGAAGGUGGUGUCGACGUCGGUGAUGUCGAUGCCAAGGCUGAGAAGAUCUUGAUCCCCGUUAACCUCAAAAACUUCCCCUCCAACGAAGAGAUUGCAGCUACUUUGUUGAAGAAGGUGCCUUCUGGCAUUCACAAUGUCUUGGUUGACUUCAUCUCUCGUCUGUACGCUGUCUACGUUGACUGCCAAUUCACUUACCUCGAGAUCAACCCUCUCGUCGUUAUCCCCAACACCACUGCCACCUCUGCCGAGGUUCACUUCCUCGACUUGGCUGCCAAGCUCGACCAGACUGCUGAGUUCGAGUGUGGUACCAAGUGGGCUAUUGCUCGCAGCCCUGCUGCUCUUGGUUUGCCUGCUCCCAGGGGUGACGGCAAGGUUAACGUUGAUGCUGGUCCCCCAAUGGAAUUCCCCGCUCCUUUCGGUCGUGAACUCAGCAAGGAGGAGAAAUUCAUCUCUGACAUGGACGCCAAGACUGGUGCUUCCCUCAAGUUGACUGUCCUGAAUGCCAAUGGCCGUAUCUGGACCUUGGUCGCUGGUGGUGGUGCCUCCGUCGUCUACGCCGAUGCUAUUGCAUCUGCUGGUUUCGUUAGCGAGCUGGCCAACUACGGUGAAUACUCUGGUGCUCCCACUGAGACUCAGACUUUCAACUACGCCCGCACAGUCUUGGACCUGAUGCUUCGCGCUCCUCAACGCCCCGAAGGAAAGGUUCUCUUCAUCGGUGGUGGUAUUGCCAACUUCACCAACGUUGCUUCGACCUUCAAGGGCGUGAUUCGCGCUCUCCGGGAGGUCGCUUCCACCCUCAACGAGCACAAGGUCCAGAUCUGGGUUCGUCGUGCUGGUCCUAACUACCAAGAAGGUCUUAAGAAUAUCAAGGCUGUUGGUGAGGAAUUGGGACUUGACAUGCACGUUUACGGACCUGAUAUGCACGUCAGUGGUAUUGUUCCUCUUGCCUUGAGCGGCAAGACGACCGAUAUCAAGGAAUUCGGUGCUUAG
Talaromyces marneffei is the source of this 1455-nucleotide messenger RNA. RefSeq lists its product as uncharacterized. The transcript is spliced from 2 exons. Bases 1 to 1455 code for a protein of 484 amino acids. The record is from RefSeq and is a predicted model, not a curated record. Gene Ontology annotation, molecular function: succinate-CoA ligase (ADP-forming) activity. NCBI's taxonomy places the organism in Eukaryota, Fungi, Ascomycota, Eurotiomycetes, Eurotiales, Trichocomaceae. Gene Ontology annotation, cellular component: succinate-CoA ligase complex. Gene Ontology annotation, biological process: tricarboxylic acid cycle; succinyl-CoA metabolic process.